Messenger RNA from Strongylus vulgaris, 666 nucleotides. Lineage: Eukaryota; Metazoa; Nematoda; Chromadorea; Rhabditida; Strongylidae. The record is from the annotation of a GenBank genome assembly.
AUGGUCCAAGUUGCUGCAACGAGAGCAGCAUCUGGCGAGAUGUGUUUCCCAGGACAGCUACCAGGUGAAAAGGUAGAAAAUAUUGACCGUAACAUCGGGUACUUGUCUCCCAUCGGGAAAAUUACGGGUCGAGUAAUUUUGACUAGGUUUCGAUUGAGGUUUGAAGGAAGUGAUGAGAAGUGUCAGUUUGAUGUCCCACUUGGAUGCAUCUCGAAAGUAGAAAAAGUUGGACAUUCGACAGUGAGCCGAGGUGAACAUGCGUAUGGGAUUUUGAUUUCGUGCAAGGAUAUGCGACACCUACGAUUUACCUGCCAGCCUUCUACGCAUAGUAGAAGGCCACUAUUCGAUGCUCUACUUAGAUAUGCUUUUCCAGUUACUAACAAAGAGCCUUUAUAUGCGUUUCUCUAUGCAAAAGCAGUGAGAGAAUCAUCUCCACCUGUAACUGGAUCUAGGUCGAUGAUAGACGGAUGGACAAUUUAUGAUGCUAAAGUGGAACUAAACAGGCUUGGUGUACCGAAUGAACAAUGGAUAAUUUCACAGUUGAAUCACAACUACGAUUUUGCAGAUACAUAUCCACGAGUGCUAUCAAUACCAGCCGCUGUGGAGGCGAAAGGUCGUGAGUUUAUAGAACGUGUUGGUGAGCACAGAAGUCGUCAGCGCAUCCCG